Molecule: messenger RNA, 810 nt
Organism: Oncorhynchus keta (chum salmon)
Lineage: Eukaryota; Metazoa; Chordata; Actinopteri; Salmoniformes; Salmonidae
Product: pleckstrin homology-like domain family A member 1
Exons: 2
Coding region: 16-717 (233 amino acids)
Biological process (GO): positive regulation of apoptotic process
Molecular function (GO): phosphatidylinositol phosphate binding
Source: RefSeq, a predicted model, not a curated record
UUCUCUUUCCGCUGGAUGUCACUCAGGGGGCGGUCCACAAGCUCGAGAAACCCCAAUCAAACUGUGUGUAUCAGUCACACCAGCGACCGCUGCCGACGGACUAGUAUCAAAUACCCUGCACACACAUCCACGAGUUCCACAGCACAUAGUAACCCACUCACUGCAGUGACCAUUUCAGCAUCCGAUGCCUUUACCUUUACGGGCAAGGAGAAGAACAAGUGUUUGCAUUUGCUGAGGAAAUUGGGGCGUUUUCUCAAGAUGCUGGAGAACGGCGGCAAGGUGCUGAAAGAGGGGCUUCUGGAGAAGCGAAGCGACGGUUUGCUGCAGCUGUGGAAGAAGAAGCACUGCGUCCUCACGGAGGACGGGGUUCUGCUUCACCCGCCGAAGCAGCACGACCACCCGCACCAUUACAACCACCACGGCGGCGGAGACACUGGCAAAGUCAAGGAGCUGCACUUCUCCAACAUGAAAACUGUGGACUGCGUCGAGAGGAAAGGGAAAUACAUCUACUUCACCGUGGUCAUGUCGGAGGGCAAGGAGAUCGAUUUCAGGUGUCCACAGGACGAGGGCUGGAAUGCCGAGAUAACUUUGCAGAUGGUGCAAUACAAAAACAGGCAGGCCAUCCUGGCGGUGAAGUCUACCAGACAGAAACAGCAGCUCCUCGUUGUUCAGCUCCCGGGACAGAAAAUUAUUCGGAGCUCUCCAAACGUUGCGUGACCUGCGCCUCGGGCAUUCGACGUGCGGUUAAUUGGACAUUCAGAGGAGGGAUCGAUGGACUCCGGCUGCAUCUGCACGGCCUCACAAAAAGGA